CGACACUCUGCCUAUCAACCUGAAGGAGGAACAGAUGAAACCAGGGGACCUCGUCUUCAUGUCCGGAAUCUACACCAACCCAAAAUCCAAGAAGCAGCGCCACAACAUGACUCAUGUGGAGAUCUGGCUCGGGGGAGGGUGAGAAGACCAUCGGCGCCCGCUGGAACAAUGGCAAGGUGAAGGUGUUUGACAGCUACAGGUUCUCAGCCAAAAGCUUCCACAGUGAGAGGUACUACUUCAAGUCAAUAGACACCUGGCUCAUGGGUAUCUGCAAGAGUUAUUGUCCCCAACAUCCAUGGAAACGUACAAAAUACAAACCAAGCAAGAAAUCUGUCUUCCAUCCUGCCUCAAGUUCUUCCACUCCAGAACAACAGGAUGAAGCUGCUAGUGGGGAUGAUGAUGCUGACAGACCAAGUACAUGUGUCCUUGACCUUGGUGACAGUCAUUCACCCUCAGAGUGCUCUGCCAAUCAACAGAACCUGGAGAGAGAAAUCAUUGAGGUGGAUUCAGAAACUGUCACUCUUGCAUCUGUAGCGGAAGGAUCUGACAGAGAAUUUGAAAGUGAUUCCGAACUUCCAGAUGAGGUAUCAGGUUAUCUUUCCUGUAGCAGCGAUGGGGAAUCAACAGAAAAAACACAGGAUGACCACUGGGCUUUUUAUGAUCAACUGGAUUGUCCAGAGAGUUUCAGUCCUUCCCUUGCAGAAUAUUCAAUGGCUGAUUCUUAUUCUGAACCAAACACUGAUAUCCACACUAUCCACAGUUCAAGGAGUUCUGCCACUUUGCAGUUAGAACCUCAGAAACCAAAUCCUUCUCACAGAAGCAACUCUCUCCCUGAAUUCCAUGGCAAUGACGAAGAAGACCACACCAGUGGAAUUACUCCAUUUGGUGGCAUCAACACUGCCUGGGACUCAAGUCAGUUUGACUUUUUAGAAUCUGGUCAGGGACCAGAAAAUGUCACAGAUUAUGAAGGUCAUAUACAACAGAAUGGACAAGAAUUGCUGCCUCUGCUCGCUGAUGUCACCCAAUUAGAAUCUCACAUAGUGGACACUCAUUUUGUAAACUGUGACCUCAUGAGUGUAUCUGAUAGUGCCUCAACAUUAGACCUUUAUUUUGAUCCUUGUUAUUGUAUAGCUGAAUGUGAUUCUGAGACCUGUGACUACACUGCUGAACAUUUGGAUGAUAUGUCAUCAACUUUAUAUAUUCCCAAAGUCAAUAUUCUUGAAGAUGGAGAUAAAUGUAAUGAAUUUGAAACCAUUGACCAUCUUUCUGAUUCAAGUUCUGAGUUUGACUUUCCUCUUGCUGAAGGUAGAUCUGAUAUCUCAGAACCUCUAGACAUCAGAGAUGCUUCAGACAUCCAUGAACACCAUUCAAUGGACAAACGUGUUGUAUCCUCUUCUGAAAUCCCUCCUGAGAACACAAAUCCAGAUGUGUCUGAUGUCUGGCAGACUCCACCUACUGAUGCAGACGGACAUCAGUCAUCUGACAACUCUGGACAAAAUGGUGCCUCAGCCAAUCAGUCAGGCAAUUCUGAUCCCAGCAAGGGGGAAGGGCGUGGCAACAACAGUGAUGGGGCCGGACCCCCACACAGAGGAGGAGGAAAGAAAACCCCUGGUGGCAAACCAACGAAACUCCCAGCUUGCAGUCUCGCCAACAACAUGACUCCAAGCUUCUACAUCGGCUGUGGAAAUGGAGUAGCCUUAGUGGAGGCUCCUCUGUUGGAGCUGGGAUGGAAGCGGACGGCUGACAAGUACGAUGAGCGCUUCCGACUCAAGUGGGUGGAAUGCAAGAGUAGAAUCAACUACUCUGCUUUCAGAGAAGGGGAUCAGCUGGUGAACCACAUCGCCAACUGCCAGAUGCUGACCAACAAGAUGGGCUUACUCAACAGCCUUCAGGAAUAUGAGAGGGUCACGCUGUCAACCAAGGGGAGAUUACCCCGCCUGAAAAUGUCGGAGUUUGUGCCAGAGACAUAUCGGCUGGAUAACCGUGAUGACCGAGAGACCUUUCUACAGGUGUAUAAAGAGAAUGAGAUCUGGAUUUCCAAGCCGACAGGGAUGAACCAGGGCAAGGGUAUAUUCUUGCUGCGGACACAAGAAGAGAUUGACAAACUUCUGUCUGAGCGGGACGCCAGACAGCAGCAGAGUAAACCUUCCCGGCCCCUCAUGUCGCGGAUCGUACAGAGGUAUAUCCACAACCCUCUGUUACUGGACGAGCGGAAGUUUGACAUCAGGGCCUACAUGCUGAUUGCCAGCACAGUCCCGUACCUGGUUCUGUAUCACAAGGGCUAUGUCCGACUCUCCUGCCACAAGUAUGAUGGAGAGGACACCAACCUCACCACCCAUCUCACCAACCAGUUCAUCCAGAAGAAGGUUCCCAACUAUGGGGACGUGAAGGAGGACACGGCAUGGAGCAUGGAUAAGUUCAACGACUACAUCAACGAGAAGGUUGCCCCAGAGAAAGGGAUAGAACAGGACUGGGUGUACAACACGCUAACAAGACAGAUGCAGAGGAUAAUGCUCCACUGUUUCAACUCAGUUAAACACAAGCUGCAGUGUAAAGUUGGCUACUUUGACCUGUACGGCCUGGACUUCAUGGUGGACCAGGAGAUGAAGAUCUGGCUGAUUGAGAUCAACAUCAACCCGUGCCUGGCCAUCAACUGUGCAGCUCUCAAGGAGGUCAUCCCAGACAUGGUGGAGGAGACUAUCCAUUUAUGCCUGGAGAGCUUUGAGAAGAGUCGCAGACACCAGCCAUUGAUGCCACUCAGUUCCCUGAAGAAAUUCGCAGUGUUGCAUUGUGGCUCCAGCCCCUACUCUGUGGGUCAUCGGCAGACGAGAAGUGUCUCCCCUGCCAAGGACAACAGCCAGGAGAAAUCAAAGUCUACGCAGUCAUCCAACAAUCCCCGACAGAGUCGAUCACCAAGUCGGUCGGUUCCUCGUGUUGCCAUUUCACAAACUCCUGUUGUCACACAGUCUCAGAACCAGACACGAAAGUCAGAAUUUUCCACCAUUCUGAAUCCACAAGGUACGGGAGGAGGGAGUAAAACUACCACCAGUGCUAAAACGAGUACUGCUAGUAGAAAUUUGGGCAGCUCAAACACUUCAUCGUCUUUCCCAAAGUCUGCAAACAGUACAGGAAAUACCAACUCAGGGAACACUGGUACAAACAAAACAACAAAAACAGCUAGCAACAACACAACAACAAGUUCUUCGACAGAUAAAACAACCAAACCAGCAUCCAACACAACAGCAAGCAGUGGGGUGAAUGGGAAUCGUGGGACAGAGAAAACACACAAUGCUCCAGCAUCAACCGUGUCUGCAACCACCAGCAGUGGAAAUGGCAGUUCAGGGAAUUCUGGGACAGCAAACAGCACUGGUGUAAAAGCUGUCAGGACAAGUAAAAGUGCAGAUGCUAAGACUAGUCCCAAGUCUGAGAGUACAGUAAGUAGGAACAACAACAACAACAACAACGGCGGCAGCAUGGCUACAUCGUCAACCAAAGCUGGCAUCACCAAUGGAGGAAGCACUCUAGGGACAGACAAGACGGCGAAGACAAACAACAGCCAGAACAAGUAAAACUGCUGACGUUAAAACAAGCCCCAAAACCGAUACCGCAACAAAGCCUCAACAAGGCAGUGGUGAGAAGCCUGCCAAUAAAAACAAUAACGCAAGCUCUCAGAAACCUAAAGCCAGUUCUCCCGGCAAGACAGAAGCUGACAAAGGAAGUAAGACUGACAAAUCAUCUAAACCAACCACAACAAAUUCCUCACCCAAAUCGGAAUCCUCGGGGAAAGAUGUAAAGACUGUGUUAAAGACAACGAAGACUGAAUCAAAACCAGAGCCAGUGUCAAAAAAGGACAGUAAAGUUUCUGAAGGACGUUCAGUGAAACAAACGGUUCCAUCUAGUCAGAGUCCGAGCCCCAGAGGGUCUGGAGGAGAAGAUGUGAAACUGAAGAUGACUCAUGCCAAAGGCUCUGGGAGUCGGAAGAACAGACCUCGAGCUGAUACUGGGAAUUGAUGACGUAUCAGUUUAGUUUCUGUGACAUGUCGACUGUGAUAACACUGUGUGCCAGGAUAAUUAGGUAAAGGUGCUGUGUGAUGUCUCAUUUCAUAGCAACUUCACCCAAAUUCAGUUUUCACAGAAUAAUACUGAAAUAUUCAGGAUCAAAUCAAGUAAUUUCAAUACCAGUCACCAUCAGUAUUUUAACACUUUUCUGGAAUCAGCAUGAGACUGGAUAUAUUGGGUAUCAUCUCUGGCACACAAGCGUCAUGGUGAUGCUUGACUUAUGGUUUCACCAAGGCAACAUUAAGCAGAUACAACUUAUAUUGAAACCUUGUGUUUUCUAGUGUUGAAGAAACAGUAUUAAUUUCAUUUUGAUUCAGAAAUGUCACCAUUGUCAGAUUGUAUUACGUGGUAUUCUUCAUCACCAAAGUUCUGUAAUGAGCUGGAAGAUAACUGCAAUAUUUACUUACUGGCAUCAGAGUACAGCCUCAGCAACCACUGACCAAUCAGAUUCAGAGGACAAGGGUCAGCCAAUCACAGAAAACGUCAGGUUGCUGUUGAAAUCCCCCAUCCACCCUCAUCCCCAUAAAUCUUUUGAGUGCUUUUGCAUCACCAAAUCAUUAGCUAUUUUUUCAACUUGAUUACUUACCCAUAGACAAAAGAACAAAUGGAUGUUAUCCCUUCUGAAAUGCCUAAGUUUGUUAUCAUUGUUGAACUCAAGGAGUAAAAAGCAAUUUGCCAUUUAAAAUAAUCCAGGUGCAUAAUAUAAUGUUUUUUAUUGAUAGAGGGUUAAUAAAAUGAGAACUCUUUAACUGGACGGUGUUCAAUUUAUAUAAAAAUAUAAUAAGUACCAGAAGUGCAAAGCAAUGAUCUUCUGGACCCAGCAUCUGUGAUAAGUAUCUUGUGACAUGUUUUAAUGUCCUGAGCACCAAGUAGACAACAGCAGUACUAGACAUCUGCACCAAAUUACUGCUGAUUCAACAAGACUGAAACUGUGGAGUUACUGCAGUCAGUUCAUACGUCCCAAGUUGUCCAGAUCCAGAGUACUUUCUAUUUUUUAUGAAAACUUGUGAUUAGAUGUUACCACAUGUGAAUAGAUGUCACUACAUGUGAAUCGAUGUUACUAAAUAUCAAGGAAGUAUAAUACUGCUUUAUUAAUUGCUAAUAUUAUAUUUGAAAAGAUGGAAUCGAUUUAAACUAUGUUAAGUACUAUGUUAAUGGCAAAACUUGUUUGUUAUAAUAACAAAAAGAAUGAAAAUUUCACACAAUGUUUCAAAUGUUUCCCAUAUGCAGUGGAACAGUAAACAUUUGAGACAAAUUCUUCAAAAGAGCUCCUCUGCACUUUCCAAAGUCAUAUUACAAUGUAUUUAGAUAAUGAUAGAAAUCUAUAAAAUUAAAAGUGUAGGUGCAACCACCACCCUGCCAAAUUAUAUCUGAUAAAAUGGAGCUGAAAGUCAUAAGAUGGAUGUCAACUUGCUCUUCCCAGGUAACCAUGUUUGAUGAAAGUAGGUUUCGUCACAGACAGUAGGGAGAGCAUCAGUGUUUGCGUGUCUUCUAUCCCAGGCUGAUCAGCGUGGAUUGCUUGUAGAUGUAUUUACUUGCUCAAUUAGUCCUACCUCAUAGUUACCACAUAGGGAAGCAGAAGAGUAGUGCCACGUUAAAAUUAGAAGUUUUGAGUGAAAUAACUAUGGGAGUCCCAGGUUUAGCAGACCUGUUGAUGAAGAGACACACAUUAAUAGUGAGAUUCUGACAAACCGGAUAGGUGGGUCAAAUCUCAAAAACUCUUUAUUUGUUACUCUGAUGAAUUCCUCCUUUUGUCCACCACAUACAGUAAGAUGAUGUAAGAUGACACAUGCACUGAACGUAUUGAUAUAAUCACAAGGAAAACAACUAUAAUCAACAGUACCCUGUCUAUUUUCCCUCCUGCAGUCUAAGUCCAUUCUUGUUGAAGUGGGCUACAUGCAAGCAAGGAUGAGGAAUGGGAGUUCUUGUUACCUAAUCACUGAGUUUGCUUUGACUGAAGUCAUUCUUUGACUAAGGAAUUUUCACCAUAAAAAUUCUACAAACCAAGGCAUACAGGAAGUCUAGCUCGCCUAAGUGACUUAUGUUUACACUACUCAACUUGUGAUAAGGAUACAGAGAUGGUUCAUACUACUGUGUAUCCAUAUCAUGAGUACAUAUGUAAAAUAUAUAAAUUAUCUGUAUUAAAAUUUGAGUAGUGCAUGUGAAAAAACACAACCCAAAAAGUCAUUUUAAAUUUUGGAAUAUUGAUGUAGUUUCUGGUGAAAGGUUUAAGAGAUGAAAUACUUUUCUCAUUCAGUGUUGGAUGUCAGUGAAGAAUGUACAGGAGCAUUUACAGAGCUGUGCGGCAGUAAUAAGUCAUCUUAUGUUUUGGUGCCAUAUGUUUUAAACAAAAUACAAUUAGAUGUGAUUUUAGUUCAUUUGUAACCAGGUAUUUUACAUGAAAUAUGUAUGGCACAGUUAGGAUAGAUUGAACAAAAAUUGCUUUAUGAAUUGGUGUAUUCCCAAAAAUUGAAAUGUGAAAAACAUUAAAACACAGAGAAGGAGAUAUGUUAAAAAUUCCUCAUAUCAGAAGUAAGUAAAAUAAUUAACGUAAAAAGUUAGUUCCCUUCCUUUCAAUAUUGAUAAAACUUUAAAGAUGCUAUUUUUAAAACUUAUAAUAAAACCUUAUCUUAUGAACAAAUUAUUAUGACAAUACUCCCCAGAUAUUGCAAUUGGAGUUUUGUUUUAUGUUUACAACAUUCUGGAUGGUUAUUUUGGCACAUCUUGGCCUGUCUGUUAACCUACAACUAAGUGUCUGUUAUAUCCAAAACAUUUAUUAUUUAAGUCAGUGAUUUGUCAGUUUUUAGAUAUUCAUUGUUUUUUUUUUUAUUUCAAAAUAAUUCAGCAUAUAUUCAGUGUUCCUUAUAUGGACAUUGUACCACAUUGAAAAUAGAACCAAGUAAUGCUAAUAUUAGGGUACCGGUAUGUCACAAUGAUUGAUGAAGCUCUGCAGUUUCAUGUAGAAAAUAUCUUUAUUGAAUGUUAAAAAUAUUUCCAUCAAGCUGCUUUAAUUAAAUCAUUAUUGUGAUAUUUUGAUGCCUGAAUAAAUAAUUUUGUCUGUGAUAUUUACUGUAAUGUUUUAUUAUUUUUGUUAUUGAAAGUAUUGUUAUAUAGUCUGUGAUUGUAUACUUCAUUUUUUCCGCAUGCUUGUUGCCAAUAAGUAUAACAAAAUCAAUGUAUUAUUAUUUUGCAUAAAAAUAGAUGUUUU
Messenger RNA from Haliotis rubra (blacklip abalone), 7267 nucleotides. Its product is annotated as protein polyglycylase TTLL10-like. The coding region runs from base 114 to 3569 and encodes 1151 amino acids. The transcript has 13 exons. NCBI's taxonomy places the organism in Eukaryota, Metazoa, Mollusca, Gastropoda, Lepetellida, Haliotidae. The record is from RefSeq and is a predicted model, not a curated record. Gene Ontology annotation, biological process: protein modification process.